AAUAAAUUAAUAAAUUUUCAUCUUCUAAAUUUUCGUUUCUCUAAUUACCUCUCUCUUUGUAAAGUUGUAACAGUCGCAUUCUGGUGGUGUCCCCCGCCUUAUAUACUUCCCUCCAUAUACAUCUAGACGUUUAGCAUCACCUCAAUUACGGUUGUUACAAAAACGAAUUACUUACUACUUACUGUCACAGUAAAACAACGAAAACAAAACAGAAAAAAAAAUAAAAAAAUUAAACUACUAGCUAGGGGAUUUAUUUCAUUGGAUUAUUCAUCUUGUGGGUUAUUAUUAAUUAACAGAUUGAUUAAUAAUGGGUUUUCUUCACAAAUUAUGGGAUGAGACACUUGCGGGUCCAGCACCUGAUUCAGGGUUAGGUAAACUACGUAAGUAUAAUUCAUUUGCUGGACGCGCCACCAGUACUCCGCCAUCACCCACCAAGGUUGGCCGUCAUCACCACGGCGGUGGUGCUGACAUUGAUGAUUUGAUCCCGGUUUCGAGGAGCAUUACGAUUUUACGCAGUAACUCAACUUCAGCUGCAAGAUGUGGAAAUGUUACACCUGAUUCUGGAUCUGUUCCUUCUUCUCCAGCUACUUCUAGUGCUUCUAAUUCGCCAUUUGCACCAAGCUCACCACGAAGGAAUUUCAAGAAGAAACCAAAGGGAAAAGCGAAUACGGAACCGUCACCGAACUAUGAUUGGAUAGUGCUGAGUGCUUGGGAUCGUUGAAGAGUAGUAACUACUGUGUGAAGAAAUGGCUGCUGCAAUGAUAGAAAUUAAGCCUUUCGCAAAUCAAACUGACAGAAAGGUUACCGGCUGCUAAUUAAGAGAAUUUCCAAUGUUGUGCAUAUAUAAUUAAUCUGUACAUAUUAGUGUGUGUGUGUAUAUAUAUAUAUAACGAAAAUAAAAAGGUUCCAGUAGUGAAGGAGCCGCUGCAUCAUAUCGAUGAUUAAUGUUAAUAUCAGGGAGAGAGAAACUACAAUUGUAGGAGAUUUGACUUUCUUUGUAACUAUGCUUCCUCCGUCUGUUGGAGUGAUGCCUUUUGACUUUUCUUAUUUUAGUGGAGAUUGGCCCUCUUUGGGACCUGCUAUAUAUCUCUCUAGAUGGUUAAGUCUGUUGUGAGUUUGAUGUACUCCACAAUAAUAAUGCUCUUUCAAUAAAUACUUGAAUGAAGCUAUAGUUUAAUU
Molecule: messenger RNA, 1179 nt
Organism: Lycium barbarum (goji berry)
Lineage: Eukaryota; Viridiplantae; Streptophyta; Magnoliopsida; Solanales; Solanaceae
Product: dormancy-associated protein homolog 4-like
Exons: 3
Coding region: 308-721 (137 amino acids)
Source: RefSeq, a predicted model, not a curated record